Juglans regia (Persian walnut) is the source of this 2219-nucleotide messenger RNA. RefSeq names its product protein GAMETOPHYTE DEFECTIVE 1. NCBI's taxonomy places the organism in Eukaryota, Viridiplantae, Streptophyta, Magnoliopsida, Fagales, Juglandaceae. Gene Ontology annotation, biological process: tRNA processing. Gene Ontology annotation, molecular function: RNA binding. The coding region runs from base 91 to 2058 and encodes 655 amino acids. The record is from RefSeq and is a predicted model, not a curated record. The transcript is spliced from 6 exons. Gene Ontology annotation, cellular component: nucleolar ribonuclease P complex.
GGAGUUAUGUUCAUGCGAGAGAGUUGCUAAAACCCUCCCUGCCCCUGCACUCGAAGAGUCUAGACCCUUUUUUAUCCCUCUCUGAAAGUCAUGGGUUUCUUCGACCUGAAUAUACCGUACCUCGAAGCCUCCCCGUCGACCGAUAAGACGCCGUUCAAAGCCGCGCGCACGAAGCUCGUGAUAAAGGCCAUGGAGCUAGGCUACACCGGCAUCGCCUACAACAAUACGAUCAAGGGCGUCAUGUCCGACCACGACCGUUGCGCCGUCUCUCUCCUCACUCUCUCCUCUCUCCUCAAGCUCGUGCCCUCCCUCGCCUCCUCCGUCAAUCUCCAUCGCGAUCUCCUCGGCAUCCCACGCGCAUCCCCCUUUCGCCAAUAUACGCGCCUUACUGUGUGCGUAGAAAGCCCCCCUCAGGCCCAGGCCCUCAACUCGGGUAACCCUAUCUUAAAGACUUACGACUUGGUCGCUGUGAGGCCCUUGAACCAGGUCGUCUUCGACCAGGCCUGUGAGAAAUCGGAGGUAGAUAUAAUAGCAAUUGAUUUCUCAGAGAAGCUUCCUUUCCGAUUGAAGCUGCCUAUGGUUAAAGCCGCCAUUGAGCGUGGAGUUUAUUUUGAGAUCACGUAUUCCAAUCUUAUUGCGGAUGUCCAAUCAAGGAGGCAAAUGAUAUCCAAUGCAAAGUUACUGGUGGACUGGACUCGAGGAAAAAAUCUCAUUUUCUCAAGUGCUGCCCCUUCUGUGAAUGAACUUAGAGGGCCAUAUGAUGUUGCAAACUUAUCGUCAUUGCUUGGGCUCUCUAUGGAACGAGCUAAAGCAGCUAUUUCCAAAAAUUGUAGGACUCUCAUAGCUAAUGCUUUAAGGAGAAAACAUUUUUACAAGGACGCAAUCAGAGUUGAAGUACUAUCAUCAGAUGGACAAUUAGACUGCAACAAACCUUUGUCUGGUGAUUGGUUUAAAUGGGAUCCCAUCUCUAGUGGUGAAGGUGAUUUGCUAUUAGAGAACAUGGCAAAGUCUUUUCCUGCCUCCAAUAAAGUAUCAAAAACUGUGAAAGCCAUUGAUUUUGCUUCGAUUAUUAAUGGCAUGACAUCUCAUGGCUUUCAAGUCAACGCUUUGACAUCUCAAACUGAGGGUGUGCCCCAACCACCAGAUAAUGGAAAUAACAUUUUGCCUGCUGCUGGACUAGUUGAGGUAGCUGCCGCAGCCAGUGGACAGAUUGAACAGCUUGAUAGACUUGAUCUUUUAACAGAACCAGAUCCAACUUCAUCAUAUGAUUCUCCAUUAAUACAUCAAACCCCUGUCUGUGAAGAUUCUCAAAAUUUAUUUUCACCCAAUGAUACUUCAACAGGUCUCACUAACUCUGAGGAAAUCAGAAUUCCUACAACCGCCUCCAAAGAAGAAAAAGAGAAUCUAAAUGGUUCAGAUGUGAAUCUUUCUUUGAAUGUAGUGGAAAAAUAUGAUUUUCAACUACAAAAAUCUUUCUCUAGCUGUGAAUCUCAUAUUGUUCCACCAAAUGAAAAUGUAAUAUUUCAUGCAUUGAGUAGGGACUUGGAGUUAGCUGCUCCUUGUGAUGCCGGUGCUAAAGUAGAGCUUGCGACAGUGUUUGAGGAUAUUGUUCUUCCUGCUUCUAAAAAUGAAGAGUCUCAAAGUACAAAAAACUCUGAUGGAGUCUUGGAUUUUGUAAUGGAUGGAGAGAGAAUGGAGGUGGACAUGAAAAAUAAAGAAAGAACACCUUUGGACCCAAAUGAUGGGUCUUUUAUGGAGACAAAACAAUUUAUAGAACCCAUGAAUGGUGCGGGUGCACUCACUGAUUGCCUUCCAAUUUCAGAUUCUUAUCCGGAGAUGACAAUUAUAGGUGAUUCUUCUAUUGCAAAGCAUGAGUCAACAGAGGUGACAAUGGAAGAGAAAAGGCAUGGAGAAUCUGAUACUGAAGCUAAUCAAACCUUGGUUCAAUCUAUAUCAGGCAGAUCAAGACCAAGAUCGAGGACUUCUCAUGGAGCAAUGUUAUUUCCUUUGAAUCGUUUGUUGAUUACUACAGCUUUCAAGAGGAAACCAAGAAGAUGAAAAUGUGGGUUAAGUUGCGAUAACUGUGCAAUAAUUUUUUGCCCUAAGUAUUUAUUUUGGUGGGCUUAUAUUUAGGCUAGUUGAGUGUUGUUUAAUACCCCAUUUUUCUGGUAGUAUCAUUUGCUGCCGUUCAAGUUGAAUGGUGGUAAAAUUUUGGCUGA